UAUGAACAGUGUCUUCCAAUAGCACUUUCUAAAGGUCAACAAAAGUCAUGCCUUGGUGCCAAUAAUUCAACCAGUUGUAUUUAUUCUGUUGAUACUGGUUAUACCCGAACAUUGAAUGACAAAGUUUGUUUCAAGAUUACAGAUGACAAUUCCAUUGUUGAUAUUACACUUGGAAUGGAUUUUAUUGUUAAAUUAUCAUCUUCUAGUUGUUAUUAUACAGAUGAUCCAAUUCCAAGAUAUACUUCUGCUUGCUCAAAAAGCAAUGUUUGUUCUCCACCUGAUUUUACAGGUAAUAACUAUUUGAACACCGUUUCUUUUAGUAUUCCAAACACUGACCCAGGUUAUAGUACUUCUUGUUAUAAUUUGGCAUUUGAAGCUUUUAGACGUUUCAAAGUUUGUAAAUUGGAUCCUCCUACCUAUAGCGGUUUUAUUACUGUUAAAUAUCAAGGAAGUUCUUCUCAAGUUUCAGUUGUAAAUAAUCAAGCAUCAAUUCCAAUUGGUUACACUGGUUUAAAUUUCAUUAUGGAUUUAAAUUCAACUACCCUUCCAUUUGUUGCAGAUUAUUCAGUUAUUGAUUUAACAUCUAAAUCAGAUUUUUACUUACUACCUUCUUCAGUAGUAAAUGGUUUUAACGUUUCUGAUAUUUCAAAGAUUGGUUGGAUUAAGGUCAGCAAUAUUAAAAACAGUGAAAUCAAAUAUAAUUGUCAAUCACCAAGAGGUAGUUGUAAUUUUGAUGUUACACUUCCUGAACUCUCAGAAAUUCAAUCAAUGGUACACUUUUCAACUGGUUGUGAAAGUUCCCCUGCUUAUACUGUAGCUUCUUUUGAUAAUGCCUCUAUUACUAGACGUAUUUUAGAGGCCCAUGCUGCAAGUAGAGCUUCUUUCUUGGCCAAAUUUGCCGAAUAUUCAGAUUUGAAUUUACAAGCAUCCAUCAUUGCUUCAAAGGAUGUAUUUCACAUGCCAUUAGUAGGCCUGAAAAUAUUCUAG
This is a messenger RNA of Naegleria gruberi, 987 nucleotides long. RefSeq lists its product as uncharacterized. The coding region runs from base 175 to 987 and encodes 270 amino acids. The record is from RefSeq and is a predicted model, not a curated record. Lineage: Eukaryota; Heterolobosea; Eutetramitea; Acrasida; Naegleriidae. The transcript has a single exon.